This is a messenger RNA of Zasmidium cellare ATCC 36951, 1776 nucleotides long. RefSeq lists its product as uncharacterized. Gene Ontology annotation, cellular component: membrane. The record is from RefSeq and is a predicted model, not a curated record. The transcript has 7 exons. Gene Ontology annotation, molecular function: amino acid transmembrane transporter activity. Gene Ontology annotation, biological process: amino acid transmembrane transport. The coding region runs from base 1 to 1776 and encodes 591 amino acids. NCBI's taxonomy places the organism in Eukaryota, Fungi, Ascomycota, Dothideomycetes, Mycosphaerellales, Mycosphaerellaceae.
AUGGGCUGGUUCAGCUCCGAAAAGGACGCCGGCGGCCCGGAAGCCAACAGCGAGCCCCUCCCCGACUUCAACCACGCCGCCACCACCGCCGACAUCCAGGACGGCUACGUCGUCUCCAACGCGGACCAGCUGCAGCGCCACCUCGCCAACCGCCAGAUCCAGCUCAUCGCCAUCGGCGGCAGCAUCGGCACCGCGCUGUUCGUCUCCAUCGGCACGGGUCUGUUCAAUGGCGGCGCCGGCAACCUGCUCAUCGCCUACACCAUCCAGAGCCUCAUGCUCGCCCUCGUCAACAACUCCAUCGCCGAGAUGAGCACCGCAUAUCCCGUUUCUGGAGGUUUCAUCCGUCUGGCCGGGAAAUGGGUGGACGAGGCGUUGGGGUUUAUGGUUGGGUGGAAUUUUUUUUUCUACGAAGCCCUCCUCAUCCCCUUUGAGAUUGCGGCGUUUGGUCUUGUAGCCUCGUACUGGAGUCCCACCGUCGCCGAGCCCGGUCCGCUCGCGGGCAUCAUCAUCGGGGUGAUUAUUUGUUAUGCGAUCAUCAACAUCCUCGCCGUUGGCGCCUACGGAGAAGCCGAAUUCUGGCUGUCAGGCGGAAAAGUCAUCCUGAUCUUCUCCCUCUUCUUCUUCACCUUCAUCACCAUGGUGGGAGGUAACCCCCAGAAUGAUGCGUACGGCUUCCGCAACUUCGACCACGGCCAGGCCUUUCAGGAAUACCUCUCCACCGGCGCACUGGGACGGUUCGAAGGUUUCCUCGCAGCACUGCAUUCGGCUCUCUUUACGGUUGUCGGACCGGAGUAUAUCUCCAUCGUUGCAGCUGAGGCGGUCCGACCACGCACGUACAUUAAGGGUGCUUUCAAGAUGGUCUAUGCCAGAUUCAUGAUCUUCUUCAUCGUCGGGGCUUUGGCCGUGGGAAUCGUCUGCCCUUCGAAAGACCCGUUGCUCGAGGACGUCGUCGUUGGAGGUGAGGGCAACGGCUCUGCUGCCGCCUCGCCAUAUGUCAUUGCCAUGUCGAAUCUAGGAAUCAGCGUCUUCCCGGACAUUGUCAAUGCCCUGAUGUUGACGUCUAUCUUCUCCGCGGGCAACACCUACACCUACUGCGCUAUCCGAAACUUGUACUCCCUCGCCCUCGAAGGCCGUGCUCCACGUAUCUUCACCAAGUGCACCCGCAACGGUAUUCCCAUCUACUGCUUCUUGGUCGUUAUGAUCUUCCCAUGCUUGGCCUUCCUGCAGUGCGGCAGCGGAUCGCAGGUCGUCAUCAAUUGGUUCUCCAGCUUGGUUACUGGAGGCGGUCUGAUCAACUACGUCACCAUGUGCAUCACCUACAUCUUCUUCUACCGCGCCUGCAAAGCCCAAGGUCUCGACCGCAACACUCUGCCCUACACCGGCUGGUUCCAGCCCUACGGCGCCUGGAUCGCUGGUAUCUGGAUGUUCGUCGUCUGCUGCAUGUACGGCUAUACAUGCUAUACCCCCUGGGACGUCUCCAACUUCUUCUCCCAAUACACGAUGCAGCUAUUCAUCCCACCGCUGUACUUCAUCUGGAAGAUUGUCAAGAAGACGAGGAUUGUGCGGCCGCAUGAAGCCGACCUCGUCUGGGAACGCCCCAUCAUCGACGCCUACGAGGCGACCUUCCUGGGCCCUCCUGUCGGUUUCUGGACGGAAAUGGCGCAGCUGGUGGGCUGGAAGAGGCGCAAGGGCGGGAACGAGCAGCGCAGGCAGAGUGUUGCGAUGAAUGGCACGGGGGGCAACGAGAGUCCUAACUAUUUCGAUGAGGAGAAAUAG